Molecule: messenger RNA, 423 nt
Organism: Symbiodinium sp. CCMP2592
Lineage: Eukaryota; Dinophyceae; Suessiales; Symbiodiniaceae
Source: the annotation of a GenBank genome assembly
AUGCCUGCCUUGAACAGGCGCAGUGAACUUGUCCUUCUGAUUCCUUCUGGUAUCCUGGUUCAAUGCGCAGUGAAUGGACGCAGCUGCUGCAUAGUCUUCAUAGUACGCCUCGAAGCUUCUUGUCCGUACUGUCCGACCUCGGUCAGCAUGCAGCAGCCAGGACAGCAGGUGACUGAACUCGCCAUGCAGAACUCUGUCAGCGCCGUGGUGGCUCGCAUCCGCGCUCGCAGCUGUGGCACGCCGAUGCCCUUUGCGUCGCAGGUGCCCGUCCAGAAUUCGGAGUCAGGUCGAGGAUACACGAUUGGCCGCGAGUACCCGUGCAUGGGCAGCGGGUCAGCUCAUGCCAGCAUUCUGGCUCCAGUUUGCGCCAGCUUGACUUUCUGCGUGAUUGUGGGCAAGUCCCUCCACAUGUUCGGCAAGUGA